AUGAUAAUUAAUAAAUUCACUCUAAAUUUUAAAUCGAAAAGCAUAGAAAACGAUUAUAGAAAUUUGUAAUAAAACUACAUCAAAUAAGAAUUCACACUCUUUUCUAUACACACAAUUGUAAUAAUAAUAUUGAUUCUAGUUAUUUUUUUCAGCAUAUAUAUUAUACUACUUUCAAGAAUAUACAUUUAAUGGAAUAAUAGUAGCAAAUAUUUUAGCUUUUAUGUUAUCAAUAGUAUUGCUAAAAUUCAUUAUAAAUUCUCAUCCUGCUUGGAAUGAAUAUAUAUUGCCGAUAUUAUAAAUUUAUAUAGCUUAUAUUUGGAAUUUAGACAACUUUUUCCCAACAACAACAGAAGAUCCAAAUUAUGAUUAUGAUGCCAGCUAUGAGUAUAACUGGUAUUAUGGAUUUCAAGCAUUCUACUUUCAUUUCGGUAAUUAAUAAUAAAAUUUUUUAAAGCAAUAUUGCAACUUGGUUAUUAAAUAUGGCCCUAGGCUAUAGCAUUACUUGUUAUAUAUAUUUAAUAUGUUACUUAUUAUCCUACAGAAACAUUAGAAUAUACAGCAAUGUGUUUGACAAUAUUUUUGGUUUUUAUUGGCCUUUUAGUUAUGAAGUAUACUAAUGAAAAGAUAAAAAGACUUUAAUUUAGAGAUAGUAGAGAAUAGAAUAGAUGGAUAAAGAUUAUAGAUUAAGUUUUAGAGUAAUCUAUUGUUGUUAUUAAGCUUGAUCAAAAGUAAGAUUAAUUAAUACUUUAACAAAUAAAUGAUAUAUCAAAAACAAGAUUAAAAAUUUAAAAUAAUAAAGAAUUAAGAGAAAUGCUUAGAAAUGUAUGAUGAUGAUUAUACUUUAGAUGAUUAUAGAAAAUACAAAUAUGGAGAAAGAAGAAAUUAAAUCAAAAAAUUUAGAAUAAGAGAUUAGAGAUCUCAUAAUCAAAAAUGAAUAAUAUAGAUUCAUAACUCAUUAAGUAGAUGUUCGAUCAAAUGUUUUGAAUAAGGAAUAUAAGGUGAAGUUGAUACAAUAAGUUUUAUAGGAUGAAUAUUGUGUAAUAGCAAUUUUUGAAUAGAAUUUAAAAAAUGAAAAUAAUUAAUUCUAAUUAGAAGUCAGAUAUAAAGAAAAUAUCUUUUAAUUUUUAUUAAAAUAAUUCUUCUAAUAAAUGAAAACAGCAAAUACUAAAUUAAAAAUUCUAUAUUCUAUGAUCAAUUUUUAAUAAAUUCGUAUAUUACUUAAUGAUGAAAAUCUAAAAACUAAAUAAAGUUGGGUUUCAACUAUUUUAAUAAGAAAUUAAAUGAAUUUGAUAUUUUCAAAGAAAGUCAAAAUAAUGAUAAAAAAUGAAUUGUAAGGGUUUGUGACUAAUUAAGUUUAUCUAUUUAGCAUAUUAAUGAGUAUCUCAUAAAUCUUUAAUGAAUUUUAAUAGAUGAAAAUUAAAGGCAAAACAAUACUUAAUGUUUAAAGAGUUAAAAUAACUUUAAUAGGAAAAAUGAAUGAUGUAAUAUCCUUUCAAAAGUUAUUUAAAUCAAAUUUAAAUUUUAGUCAAUCAAUUAAACAUAAUUAAAAGAUAAUUUUGAAACAUCUUUAAAAAAUAAUAACAAAUAAAAAUAUACAAACUCAAGAGAAAAAUUAGUUAUUAUCAAUUUAUUUAAAUAAAUUUUUAUUAUGGGAAGGAUUUAAAGAAAAACAUUUUAAUUUUAAGAUUAAAGAUAUGAUUCAUUUAUCUUUUGAGUUUGAAGUUUGA
Molecule: messenger RNA, 1727 nt
Organism: Paramecium pentaurelia
Lineage: Eukaryota; Ciliophora; Oligohymenophorea; Peniculida; Parameciidae
Source: the annotation of a GenBank genome assembly